AUGGAAUCUUGGAGUUAUGUUUCCAAUGAGAAUCAAGGUUCUGAAGAAAUGGGGUUUUGUGAAAUGUUAGGGAAACAAUUUUCAGAUGAUUUCAAUUUCAUUGGGAAUGUGUCAAGCAAGAAACUUGAUGCUAAAUUUGGUGACCCAAAUGGGUUUUCUUCAAAAGGGGGCUCGGUUUCCAAGCUUUCAAACUCUGUGGUGGAAACUAAUGGUUGGGAUUCUCUUAUUGAUUUGAAGCUGGGACGUUUUGGUGAUCAUGGUCAUGGAGGAUCUAUUUUGUCUUCUUGUGAAUCAUCAACACCUCCCAAGAGAGUGAGAGUGCAUUCACUGAAUGCAUACUGUCAAGUUUAUGGCUGUAACAAGGAUCUUAGUUCUUGUAAAGAGUAUCACAAAAGGCACAAAGUUUGUGAGGUUCACUCCAAAACUGCUGUAGUCAUAGUGAAUGGAAUUGAGCAAAGGUUUUGUCAACAAUGUAGCAGGUUUCAUUUGCUGUCUGAAUUUGAUGAUGGUAAGCGCAGUUGCCGUAAACGACUUGCAGGCCAUAAUGAGCGUCGCAGAAAACCACAAGCAGGCGUUCAUUCUGCGAAUUCCAGGAGAUUGUUUCAGCCAUGUGGUGAUAUAAGGUUCCACGGAACCAAGCCGCCACAAGCAUCUUUCAUCUGUCCGGAGGUGUUCUCGAAUGGUUUCUCGAGACCGAUUAAAUCAGAACAUGAAACUGGCUUUAGACCUUUAUCUUCUGUGCCUGUUGUGAAUGGUCAUCAUCAACCAAGGUCUUCGCUUGCUUCGUACAACGGCAAACAGUUUCCCUUUCUUCAUGAAAAUGUUGCCACAUCCACUACAGGUAGCAGCAUGUUCGGUGAAAACAAUAACCAUUAUGCACAUUCCAUUGGCAACGCCUCAUUAGGAAGGGAAGACUUCAAUGCUUUUCAUGCAGCAUCAACCGUUCGAGGAUUAUCAGGAAUUUCAGACUCUUGUGCUCUCUCUCUUCUGUCAUCUCAAUCCAAGAACACAUCAAGCCAAUCGUCGGGAAUUCCCUUUGAUCACCCUUCGGUUAUCCCAAGCAGCCAUAGCCAUCUCUAUAGCAUAAGAUCACAAACGACGUCCUCAAGCCGAGUGUCUGAUGGAUUUUUAUCAGAAUUAAGUCCUGCAGAUGGAGGUCAUCUCAGUCCUUUAUUAAUACCAGACAAUAAUGAUAUUGUGAACUUUGAAAUGGCAGAUGGAAUCUUUCAAGAUUCAGAUUUUGUGAAUGCUAAAGACCAUCUUUCGUGUGAAGAUGAUGCAACCAUCGACUUACUACAACUGUCAUCACAGCUUCAGCGAGUCGAGCAUCAUAGGCAAUCUUUGCAGGUGAAGAACGAGAGUGAUUCCUCUUGCACUCUCCGGAUAACUUAA
Messenger RNA from Lathyrus sativus (Indian pea), 1392 nucleotides. The record is from the annotation of a GenBank genome assembly. Lineage: Eukaryota; Viridiplantae; Streptophyta; Magnoliopsida; Fabales; Fabaceae.